This is a messenger RNA of Saccostrea cuccullata (small rock oyster), 626 nucleotides long. RefSeq names its product BAG family molecular chaperone regulator 2-like. Gene Ontology annotation, molecular function: protein-folding chaperone binding; adenyl-nucleotide exchange factor activity. Gene Ontology annotation, biological process: protein stabilization. Lineage: Eukaryota; Metazoa; Mollusca; Bivalvia; Ostreida; Ostreidae. Bases 58 to 621 code for a protein of 187 amino acids. The transcript has 2 exons. The record is from RefSeq and is a predicted model, not a curated record.
UCGAAGUUCCAUUAGAAGAGAGAAAGUAGGCAGCCGAAACAUAAACAUUAUCAAGACAUGAACAAAAAGAACUGCAAUAAGCAGUUUGUGAUGGUUGGAAGCCCCGAUAAGGAAGAUACAAGACCUUUUGUUUGGAAAUGUUUGGAUGAAAUAGGAAAUCGGGUUGAAAAACUUCGAGAAGAUGCUGCAAAAUUGGAAACAGAAAGAGAAGUGCUACUGUCAAUGUUACAGGGAAUACAGGACAAAACUAGUCAUAAUAUGCCAGAAGUAGAAGUUGAAAAAGAAGAUAUUGAAGCCAUGGCGGAGAGACUUGUUUGCCGAUGUCUCACUGUGGAAAUAGGUGUAAUAACACCAAGAUCUGAAGAACAGGAAGCAGCAUUAAACAAAGUGAACAAACUACUGCAUGAAAUUGAACAUCAAUUUACCAUUAACAUUGAAAAGUCACUCCCUAGAGCCAUUUCUUACCUAAACGCCUGUCUCACAGAACCUAUGGAGGGCCACAUAGAUCACAGGUUCCAAGGAAUGGUCAUUGAAUGUACAAUAGAUGAUCAGAAGAAAAUCAAAAGGCGACUGCAAAGUUUAGUGGAGAUGUAUAACAAUACAGAGGAAUCGAAUGGUUGAUAAAA